Anopheles funestus (African malaria mosquito) is the source of this 2586-nucleotide messenger RNA. RefSeq lists its product as uncharacterized. The transcript is spliced from 4 exons. Lineage: Eukaryota; Metazoa; Arthropoda; Insecta; Diptera; Culicidae. The record is from RefSeq and is a predicted model, not a curated record. Bases 692 to 1624 code for a protein of 310 amino acids.
AUAUUUCCCACUGUGUAUUCUAAGAGCUUCCCGUACUGUUGACUUUCGCUCGCUAACGAUCACUCACGAUCGUUGGGAAACGCGCGCGUUUGUGCUUCGUCGUACUUCCAGACCGCUCUCUCCACAAAAUGCUCCACACAAAAUGUGCGCAGCAUCACACGCGGCAAACGAGAGGAGACGAUCGGUCACUCACUUCACUCACUCAGUCGUCGAGCGAAACUUGAUCCGUGCACGCGUGUACGCGCGCGCGCAUGCCUGUCCACACUAUCUUCCGUCGGCGUGAACGUGUGCGUUACCAGCAGAGCUUUUCCUGCGUGGUAUAACCGUUGCGAUCACUUCAUUCUGGCCGGUUCCGUCACAGCGAGCGGUUUGUUGCAAAGUGUACUUACGCUACCAUUUGUUGGGCAAAAACGUUUAAACAGCGCAAAGGGUGUUGUGAAGAUAGGCUUUUCCGUUGUUCGGUUUUCAUUAACAUUUCGUUAAGAAUCAGUGAGACAAGUGCUUGGAGUUACAAGCAUCACAAUUAGCUGGAAAAACGCUUUAGUGUGCAAGUGUUCGAAUUUCGAAUUAUUUUAAAUCGAUUUAUACUUUAAAUUACUUGUGAUUUGUGCUAGUGACGGUAUAUUACCAACGUGCCAGUUAGCAGAUUGCAUUGGUGAUUUUGUUUUCUUGUCGCAGUAAAGGUGUCACGAUGUUUGGCAAUCAAUUUCCGUUGUUGCUGCUGUUCGGCAUAGUACUGGUCGGGUGCGCUGUGGCAGAAAAAUCCGUAACCACUAAAUCCAUAAAGGCACACGAAACGGAUACAGCCUCCCAGACGGUGACGACCGGAAAAGCGAUCCGGCUGGGAAAGGCGAGCAAAAAGUCAACUCCUAUUACGUACAUCAAGACGCUCGCCAUGGACAGCACGUCCAACGAGCUGGACGGUCACCACGGUAUCCACAAGAACGCUAAUCGAUUCGCGCCGAAAUCACUUGACGUUUCGUCGAAGAAGGAUCUGAGCAAUGCUGAGCUGUUCGGCAAACUUGGCCUGGGUAAGGUACGUCCCGCUACCAAUCAUCACAAGAAACGCUUGGCGGAGGAGUCACGGCACUACGGACGACCGGACGAUUCGCACAUGUAUGUCAUCAAGCUGCCCCCGAACCCGUACUACUACACAAAUAACGCCCCGCUCAACAGUAUUUCGGACGUUGGCAAACAGGUCCCGGUUGGAUUCAAAUCGAAUGGUAAACCGGCACGCAUCUACCAUUGGAACAUUCCGGUACUGAAGAAGAUGCUCGGUGCAAAACAGAGCCGUCAUCCAAACUCGCGCCGCCACGAUGACAUUGAUGAGCUGAUUGACAUUAAGGAAAUUCCUACCUGGAGCAAACCGUGGGAGGCUGCACCGCGCGAAAAGUCACUGCUGAAGAUGGGUUCGCACGAGCGUGAAUCUGAGUCGCGUCUGGCCAAACGCAAGUUUCCUACAUACUACGCACCGGCCAAGAAGCAAACCGGCGGUGGAAAAUCGAAGAAGCACGCCUCUGGCAAAUACAACACCGGUAGCAAUGGCAAACCGCAAAGUUUCUACAUACUGGGCGAUAAGAGUAGCAGAACGAAGAUCAUGAGUCACCCGACGGUUGGCGUGUAAGCAGUAGUGGUAGUAAUUACUGGUGCAGUAGGUGCUAAGAUUAAUACUAACAGAGAGAUGAGAUAAGGCAGAAAUCAGAGAUAAACCACAACCAAACAAUGCGCUGCCGGAAGACGGCCGUACACCGUGGGUCGGAAUGCGGUAUAUCCGUUAUCGCUUUCAAACUGCUUCCAAAGGACUGCCCAACGUUUCUUCAACAUUUUACGGAAUGAGAGGGAAAUGAGAUUUUGUUUUAACAACAAAUUAUACUGUAUAUCUUAUACAAUACUCCAAGCUAUUACAAUCGCAAACAAAAGAAACGAGAAAGAGAGAAACAAAUUGGAAACUAGUACUGUAGGUUUUAAAAUGUCCUCUGUGCGCGGCUUCUUUCUUGCGGGCCAGGGUUGACUGCUAUCUAUCGCUUUACGCACCAAUGCGAAACGUACGGGUGCUGCUUUACUAUUUACUGUACUUAAAUUAUUGUUAAGCCUGUAAUCACAUUCUUCCACAUCUGGAAGUGAUGCGUAUGGAGUGUCUUCGUGCGCAUAAUGUGAUGAAUCGUGCAGAGCUGCCAACGCUUUCACUGAGCUGUAGAAUCGUUAAGAGCAACGUGCAUAACUUACUAUGUAAACUGUCUUUUUUUAACUUAAACAUUCUCGUAUCUGGACAAUCCAGCGACGGGAAGCUAUAGCUUGUUCAACGAACAAAUUAGUAUUCGAGUGCGAGAGAAUGAAAACGAUUGUUUUAACCAAAUUAAAACAUUCCAAUCAAACGAAACUAUACGCAACGUACUCUUACUCACGGUGCGUAUCGGGGGUUUGUUCUGCAAAUCCCAUUCGGGGUUGUUGCGGUGCUUACAUAUUUGUGGGUUGAUUAAGCAAAUGCUUGUAAAUAAAGGUAUCCUUAAUCUUAUUGGAAGAAAAGGUGGAAGUACUUAAGAACAUGAAUAUCCGAAGAACAGUAUAUCGUAGUUUGUAAAGUAU